This is a messenger RNA of Penicillium macrosclerotiorum, 348 nucleotides long. RefSeq lists its product as uncharacterized. Lineage: Eukaryota; Fungi; Ascomycota; Eurotiomycetes; Eurotiales; Aspergillaceae. The record is from RefSeq and is a predicted model, not a curated record. The transcript is spliced from 2 exons. Bases 1 to 348 code for a protein of 115 amino acids.
AUGGCCGCCACUGAAUACUCAUCAUCGCCUGGACGGUUCCGCGGAUUUUGUAUCAAAUGCGGUAGUUCUUUGAUAUGGAGGUCGGAAGAUAAGAAAGAUACAUUAGAUCUUUAUGUUGGAACUAUAGACGAACGAUGGUUGAUUGGAGAGAAGGUGAAAGGCUCGGAGAGAAAGACGAAGAACGGGAUCGUUUUCGAGAGGGUAGGAUCUGUUGGAAAGGAACUGUGCACGCCGUCUGAGUUCCAAUUCUAUUAUGAGAAUGCUAUCCCUGGUAUUACUGAUCUGGUCCCUGGUGGACAGAAGUUUCUUGCGGAAAAUGAGCCUGGUGUUGAAGAGCUUUAUAAUUGA